AGCGCGGGCUCCGGGGCGCCGCCGACAGCGCAUCCCGAGCUUCCCAGGCAGCACUCGUCCGGGCCAGCAGCCGGCCCCGCCGGGAGGCGACCGAGCAGAAGAGGCGACGGCUUCUCCGCGCGGGGAUCCGCGCUGCGCUCGGCUCCCCUCAGCCGCCCGGCGCGGGGAGGUCCGCGGGGCUGCGCGGCCGAGCGGCGCCGAGAGCCGUCUCUCUCCGCGCAACUUCGCUUACGCGGCAGGACCUGAGUGGGCUGCUGCGGGUCUUCAGGGCGCGAUCGCCUUUGCAUCAUUUUUCAGCUGCAAAAGGCAGUAAUUCGGUAACCCAACAGAAAUAAAGCAAACUCGGGCUUACCUAAAAGUUAGGAUACCUUUUUUUUUUUAAAAUCCCCCUUUCUUUCACGAUUUUCGUUGCCUAUGUGGAAGUCGCCUAAGAACCGUGCUCGGCGCACUGCAUGGGAAGAAGCAGCUUGUUUUUCGGAUGAAGGAUUUGCUGUUGCAGAGCGGGCGAACUUCCAUGCAGUGGGGCAGCCUUCACUACUCUUAACGCCUUGACGAUGCGCGGAGGAGCCCAUGUAGAUUGACAUCGUGUGCACAGAAGACACUGAAGCUGCUCUUGGUGUUCUGCACAAAUACUCAUUAGUCAUUCUGGAGAUGGACUUGCUGUCUGGAACCUACCUCUUGGCAGUCUUAGUGGCCUGUAUUGUAUUUCAAUCUGGCGCCCAGGAGAAGAAUUACACCGUGCGGGAAGAACUGCCUGAAAAUGUCCUCAUUGGCAACUUGCUCAAGGAUCUUAACCUAACGCUGGACCCAGAUGUGCCCCUUUCCUCACCACUGCAGUUCAAGCUGGUGUACAAGACUGGGGAUGUCCCAUUAGUACGGGUGGAGGAGAACACGGGUGAGAUAUUCACCACUGCUAACCGCAUAGACCGGGAGAAGCUGUGCUCCGGCAUCCUCACUGAGAAUCGCUGCUUCUACGAGGUGGAGGUUGCCGUUUUGCCUGACGAGGUUUUCAGAUUGGUCAAGAUCAGAUUCCUAAUAGAGGAUAUAAAUGACAAUGCCCCCCUCUUCCCCUCAACAGUUAUUAACAUCUCUAUCCCUGAAAACACAGCGAUUAACUCCCGCUAUUCUGUGCCGUCUGCCAUCGACCCGGACAUCGGGGUGAAUGGGAUCCAACAUUAUGAGCUCCUUAAGCCCAAAACAGCUCCGAAAAGGACCUUUGGAUCCAUUACAAACGAUCAGGGUCAAAACGUGUUUGGUCUUGAUAUAAUUGAGACGCCUGAGGGAGAUAAGUGGCCUCAGCUGAUUGUCCAGCAGAUCCUGGAUAGGGAACAGAAGGAUACCUAUGUGAUGAAAAUUAAAGUUGAAGAUGGUGGAAGCCCUCCAAGGUCUAGCACCGCCAUCUUGCAAGUGACAGUGACUGAUGUGAAUGACAACCGCCCUGUUUUCAAGGAGAAUGACAUUGAAGUUAGUGUUCCAGAAAAUGCUCCGGUGGGCACCUCCGUUUCUCAGCUCCAUGCCACUGAUGCAGACCUGGGCUCAAAUGCACAAAUUCACUUCUAUUUCAGUAACCAGAUCUCCAGUUUGGCCAAGAGGCUCUUUGCCAUCGAUAACACCACUGGCCUCAUCACUAUACGAGAACCACUGGACAGGGAGGAAUCUUCUGUCCACAAAUUAACCGUUUUGGCCAGUGAUGGCAGCUCAACGCCGUCAAGAGCGACAGUGACCGUUAAUGUCACGGACAUCAAUGACAAUGUGCCAUCGAUAGACACGAGGUACAUCAUCAACCCGGUGAACGGCACGGUGCUCUUGUCUGAGAAGGCUCCCCUCAACACCAAAAUCGCGCUGAUCACGGUGAUGGACAAGGAUGCGGAUCUGAACGGAAAGGUGACUUGUUUUACGGACCACGAUGUCCCUUUCAGGCUAAAGCCGGUGUUCGAUAACCAGUUCCUGCUGGAGACAGCCACCUUUCUAGACUAUGAAGCCAUGCGGGAAUAUGCCAUUAAAAUAGUGGCUUCGGAUUCAGGGAAACCUCCCUUGAACCAGUCUGCAAUGCUUCUGAUCAGAAUUAAGGACGAGAAUGACAAUGCCCCAGUCUUCACACAGCCCAUCAUUGGCCUUUCCAUCCCUGAAAACAAUGCUCCUGGUACGCAGCUGACCAAGAUAAGUGCUACGGACGCUGACAGUGGGCGCAAUGCUGAGAUCAGCUAUAUCCUGGGUUCUGAUGCACCCCCGAUCUUUAACCUUGACCGCCGUACAGGCAUCUUGACAGCAGUGAGAAAGCUGGACAGAGAAAAGCAAGACAGGUACUCCUUUACUGUGCUGGCUAAGGAUAAUGGGAUGCCACCCUUGCAGACCAAUGCUACUGUGACAGUGUCAGUCCUGGACCAGAACGAUAACAGCCCUGCUUUCACACAUAAUGAAUAUAAUUUCUAUGUGCCAGAAAACUUACCCAUGUAUGGCACAGUGGGGCUUAUCACAGUUACAGAUGCUGACUCGGGAGAGAAUGCUGCAGUCACACUGUCUAUAUUAAAUGGUAGAGAUAAUUUCAUUAUAGAUCCACUUACUGGUGUUAUAAGACCUAAUAUUACCUUUGAUAGGGAACAGCAGGGAUCAUACACAUUCCAGGUGAAAGCUGUGGACGGAGGAAGACUGCAGCGUUCCUCAACUGCCAAAGUGACCAUCAAUGUUGUUGAUGUAAAUGACAAUAGGCCUGUUUUUGUCAUUCCUUCAUCUAACUAUUCCUAUGAGUUGGUUCCAACGUCUACCAGUCCGGGGUCUGUAGUCACUAAAGUCUUUGCAGUUGAUAAUGACACAGGAAUGAAUGCAGAACUCCGCUAUAGCAUCAUAGGUGGGAACUCGAGGGGCUUGUUUACAAUUGACCAAUUAACAGGCAAUAUUACUUUGAAAGAAAAGGUAAUUACAUCAGAUCAUGGCUUGCACAGGCUAGUGAUAAAAGUCAAUGACCUAGGACAGCCAGAGUCUCUUUAUACUAUUGCUCUGGUGCAUUUGUUUGUGAACGAGACAGUCACCAACGGUUCCUAUGUGCAGGAGCUAGUGCGCAGGAAUAUGGAAACUCCGGUUGGCCAAAAUCUUGGGGAUGGAGAGAUAACCCCGCAGACCAAUGAUUAUGUCAAGAUCAUCAUUGCCAUUAUUGCAGGCACGAUGACAGUGAUUCUGGUAAUUUUUGUUACUGCUUUAGUACGCUGCCGCCAGACACCUAGGCACAAGGUUGUCCAAAAAAACAAGCAGAGCGGCGAAUGGGUUUCUCCAAACCAAGAGAACAGGCAGAUCAAGAAGAAGAAGAAGAAGAAGAAGCGGUCACCAAAAAGUCUCCUCCUCAACUUUGUGACUAUUGAAGAAUCUAAGCCUGAUGAUCCUGGCCACGAGCACAUAAAUGGCACUUUAGACAUUCCUGUAGAGCUAGAAGAGCAGACUAUGGGAAAAUAUAACUGGGCCACCACACCGACCACAUUUAAGCCCGACAGCCCGGAUUUAGCAAAGCACUACAAGUCUGCUUCACCGCAGCCUACCUUUCAAAUUAAACCUGAGACUCCUGUACCCCCCAAGAAGCACCAUGUCAUUCAGGAACUGCCUCUAGAUAACACCUUUGUGGUGGGCUGUGACUCAAUUUCCAAGUGCUCGUCAAGCAGCUCGGACCCUUACAGUGUUUCUGAAUGCAGCUGUCAAGGAGGCUUCAAGACCCCAGGCCCCAUACACACCAGACAGCACACAAAAGAGGUGGGAAGGCCACAAACUCCUUUGAAAGAAGCAACCUUGGAGCCUUGGACUCAGCCACAGCCUCAGCGCCGUGUCACAUUUCACCUGCCAGAUGGCUCCCAGGAAAGCUGCAGUGACAGUGGGCUCGGAGACCAUGAACCCACGAGUGGUGCUAGCGCCUCGCACCCGCUGCCGCUCGGCUUCCCCCAGGACGAGUACUAUGAGCAAGCUUCACCCAACAGCCGGACAGAGGGAGACGGCAACUCGGACCCGGAGUCCACUAUCGAAGUGAAUCUGCAGAAAGCCCUCGCCGAGGCCUCUGACACCUGCACGCAGGAGUGCCUGAUCCUAGGCCAUUCCGACAACUGCUGGAUGCCGCCGUCGCUGACGCAGUACCAGCAGGCCAACACGCCUCUGCCGUCCUUCGGCUUCCAGCAAGCCUGGGGCCGCGGAGCCAGGCCUGAGGGACGGCACACGCUCGGGAGGCCCCUGCCGAAGGACGACACUGACAAAGGCCAGGGUGGGCCCAGGCCUCAGUUCUACAACACCUGCGAAAGACACUGUGCCAGCAAGGAUCCCGUCAAAGUCAUCCCCCUGGCCAGCUUCGCCGCGGCCCAGCAGGCCCCGGGGUCCGGCAGCAGCAGCACGCUCGUGCGUGAGCACCAGCUCUGAGCACCUGCGGCACGGCCCCGGGGCAGGCGGGAGCAUGGCGGCGGUGCUGGCACCACGCUCGGGGCGCGGGCAGACUGCUGGGCUUGUGAGUAACCCUGUACAGAACACAGAACCCUCAGCGCUCACGUACAGGAGCUCGCCAGAGCUCUUGCUAAACCCCACAGGCGGGAAGAAAGCUCCCACCCAUGAACACCACACCUUCACGUUGCGGCGUGGCCAUCCAGCGCAAACGCCUGCCAGCACUUCUUCCUCCCUGCUGAAAGCAGUGUCUUAGGACAGCUAGGGGAACAUUGCAGUCUAAAUACAGUUUACUUCAGUUCUUUGUUGUUAUAAUUUAUAGCAUGUCCAUAGGCUUCAUCUUCCAUGUGCUUAGCAAUAGAGAUCAAGUGGGCGAUUCCUCGUCUGACUCCCUUCGGUAAUGGGAUGAAGAAGGUGCUGCCGUCUGAUUCUCCAGAAGGAUGGCACAUCUCUACAUCAAAAUGGUUCUGUUACCUAACUCAGGAGGAAAGUGUACUUACAGACCUGACAGCUGCUUUCGGUUUGAUUUUCUACAGGUAUUUAUUCUUUGAAAGAGUGCAGUAGAUGACAUAGAAAGCUCUCAGCCAGGCUCUUCUGCGUGAAGCAGCAUGGCAAUGAUAGGAUAUUCAAAUCAAAACCUGAACAAAAAAUCCUAUAAAUAACUUUUUUUUCUUUUGAUUUCCAGGGUUUUCCUUUCUGCGGGAAUGCAAAGCAACGCUGCGGUGCACAUUGUGCUUGACCAGCCCUGAGUCUGUUUCUUACUCUUUUUUAAGGCUUUCUUUUUUGCCGUUGCAGAGCUCCCUUUGGCCGCUGUCCCUGUCAGCUGAAAAUUAUGUGGGCACUGCUGAGAACAGUGGGAAAAUGGGAUAGGGUUUUUUGGCUGAUAGGAUGUUGUGGCUGCAAGCUACUGGGUGUUUAAAUGAAAUAUAAAGCGGGGGGGUUACAGCUGUACUCAGCUAGUGUAAGCAUUCAGGAAAAGGCUGACUGGAAUGUUAGUCACCUCACCACAAACCUGUACUGGUCACUGUAGCUCAGCUUGUCAGAGAGUGACUGGCAGUGCUCAGCAAAGACAGGAGAAUCUAGGUGAUGAGAGCUGGACAAGUGUAAUCAUAAACACUCCCCCUCAGGACAUUGGGUAAAGUCUGAAGAUGCUUCUCAUUAAAGAUUGGGGAUUUUUUUAGUGUGCUUAAUAGUGGCAGCAGAAAAGCUGGUAAAUCUCUGGCGGGUGAGAAGGAGGCCUCUUUCUUAGGGCAAACACACUUCCCUCCAAGCACUCUGUUGCUGUUCAGCCGUUUGAGUAUCUGCGGUGUGUACAUCCAGGAAGUUUUUUCUUUACGAGCCUGUGUAUCUUUGUUUAGCUUCCUUGCUACAUCGAGACAAUCCAAGUUAUAUGGAGAUGAAAAAAGAUGAUGUGUGAAUAUUUCCUGUGGAUAGAAUUCUGUGUAGGCUUCAUAUUGUAAGUUAAACCUGUAAUUUAUAAACAAAGCUGUGUGUACAAAUGCUGUAAUAAUAGCUGCUUGUAAAAUUUACAGAGGUUCAAGUCAUUGAGGGUUUCCAAUGAAUGCUAAAAGAGCUUCUCUUAUGUGCCCAGCAGGUAUAAGUAGCUUUAUAUAUCACUGUCCCCACUGUAAAUCUAUUCAAAUCACAUUUAGAUUAGAUGUGCAAAUUAAAAGAAGCUUCACUUUUAACCUACUGCUAGGGUUUAAUUAAUGGGCAUCCAGUUACCUAAUGAUGUACCUAUUGUCUUUUCUUUUUUUUUGACUGUAGUUUUCAGUAAUGUUUAGAGAAGAUGUGGCACACUGGCUUCCAGUUGCACGUCAGUCCUGAAAACAGUAAUGAUCCUUUGGGUACUGACACGCAAUAGCUGGCGCAAGCUGCUUCCCCGUUCCUGGGCAGCUGAAAGUUUGACAAAUUAAUUCGUACCUGCUGUAUACAAAGCCCGUUGUCGUUUGCUUUGGAGAGAUCACAAGGAGAAAACUGAGCAGUCCUUUCCAGGGCGAGGCGAGAAAAGCUUGUCUGUCGUUUACAUGGAUUCAUCAAGCAUGUUAAUUGUGCGCAUUUUGGACAAUGCUGGCAGCUAAGGCUCCCUGCUGUAAGCAGAGCACUUCGGAGGCUGCUGUGCCAAAUGUUCACAGAAUUGGCAGCUGCAUUGGAAAAAUCCAUUUUUGAUUUACUUAUUUUUUAUGCAACAUUUCCUUUCUGGUUAAAAAUUGCCACUGAGAUUUCCUAGCAAUGGAUUCAUUGCUACAGUUUAUGAUUUUCAUAGGAAAGCUGAAGGAACCAGAGUUAAUUUUUUUCAUAGGUAGGGAAGAAAAACCAACUAACAAACUUUACAAAUGAGUGUUCAGGGCUUUGGUUUGCUUCCUUUUUCCUGAGACACAGAAACAAUUAACUCUCUCUCCUUCUCCUGAAAGUAAGCAAACAAAAACCCACACCAAAACACCUUACAACUGCAGAAACUGCUUACAGCAAAAACGUUGUAAAGACAAAUUUGAUGAUGGGAAGUACAAAAUGUUAUAUCCAUGAAUUCCAUUGUGAUACUCCAAAAUUCUGUCAGCAAGACACAGAGCAGUUGACUGCAAACCCGCGUUGGGUCAGGCGCAAAACGGCUCCCGUGGGUUUAUAUAUUGCAUGUGUACUAUACAAAGCUACAGGUCUGAGGCAGCACUUCCGAGUGACAUGUCAGUAUCCAGAGGGAUAAUAUUACUAGAGACUCUUCACACAUCUUGCCAUAUAUAAAAAUUAUUUAUCUAGUACCUAGACUGUAUAUUUUUGUGUAACUUUUAUUUCAGUCAUUUAACUUAUUUUAUCUUACUUGUGUGAAUUGGUGGAGAAAACAAUCCUAUAUACAAUAUACAGUAAAACGGUAGUUACAUGAUUAGAAUUGUUCAUACAGUGUAACAGUAAGGGAAAACCUUUGCCUUCAAAGCAAUGUGUCACACAGUCUAGCCUAGGUCAUCGACCCCACCCCAAACUCGGCACCUGCUUGCUGCACACCCAAGUGUUGCGUGGAAGUCACGGGCGGUGGUGACAGAGACCUGCACUGCUGUCCAGAGUGGGCCAGCAGUCAGGGAUGAAAAAGAAACGCCAAAAGCAAAGAGCUGAACUCAAGCCGUUUGAAGCCAAAGAUGCUGGUUUCUUUGGCUAGCUAGCCUGUGCUGUAUUCUGAAGUGGAACUUCGGUGUAAGGAAAGAAUAAUCAGGCAUGUCUGCUUGGCCCGCCGGGCUGCUGAGCACCUGCUCUGCCCGGGCUGAGAGCUGGCCGGGUGCAGGCCAUUCAGCUAGCGAGUGUGGCAGUGAGCCCAUGCUAACAGGCCCCGGGGGGCUUGGGGCCGCUGGCACAGCAGCUCUCCUGGCAUAGCCUCAGUUACCUGGCGCUGCGGCCAGCCAGGGCUUUCUGCUUGCCUGGGGCUGCAGGAGAGCAGCCACUUGGCCUCAAAUAUUUAUGGCACACGUGCGUAUAGGUCUGUUUGGGAUUUUUGUAGGAGCGGUGGAGGUUCGUUCUGUUGUGUUCUGGACGAGCUAGCUGUAACCCAGUGUGCAGCCUCAGCAGCCCUGAGCUACCAUUAUUACCUGCUUCCAGCGUGGUUGAAGCCAAAGACAGCAGCCCUGAAUCAUUUCCAGUCAGUAAUCAUUAACGCAAGGUUAUUUUAUUCAACCUUACAAAGGUUGUUUUUAAAGCUUGAAAAAAUGUGCUUGGCUUUGUUUGCUCAAGUUUUGCUUUUGCAGCUUCGAUACCAAUCCUUAAUGAAUUAUUAUCAAUUGAAUGAUUGCACUGCAGUUCGCUGCCAUGAUUUAACCAGAUACAUGAAGGGACUGGUUUGUGCAGACACAAAGUACAGUUGAAGGCAAAGAUUUUAUUUGGUAUACAUAGGAAAAAUGUGUAUAACUUAUGUUAUCCCUAGUGAAGAAAGAGGUUGCCUAUCUCUUGUAAAUAUCCGAGUUUGUAUUUCUGGGAAGUCUUCCUGCUCUAUGGCAUACUCCAGGAUCCAAGAGCGAGCAGUGUGUGUCUGUGUUGAAACAGCCCUAACCACACUUCACAAGUCGUGCAGCUGGCCAUCAUGUACUACAGUCCAGCAGCAGUUGAAGUCCAGUCAAUUUGCAGUAGUUCUAUUUCAGGUUUCUGUACAGCAUGUUGUCUUGUUAAUUACAAUGCUUAUUAAUAAACUAGAGCCACAAAAGCA
Messenger RNA from Pogoniulus pusillus (Red-fronted tinkerbird), 8590 nucleotides. RefSeq names its product protocadherin 11 X-linked (gene PCDH11X). Gene Ontology annotation, cellular component: catenin complex; plasma membrane. Lineage: Eukaryota; Metazoa; Chordata; Aves; Piciformes; Lybiidae. The transcript is spliced from 7 exons. Bases 652 to 4389 code for a protein of 1245 amino acids. Gene Ontology annotation, molecular function: cadherin binding; calcium ion binding. Gene Ontology annotation, biological process: homophilic cell-cell adhesion. The record is from RefSeq and is a predicted model, not a curated record.